Mesorhabditis spiculigera is the source of this 2463-nucleotide messenger RNA. Lineage: Eukaryota; Metazoa; Nematoda; Chromadorea; Rhabditida; Rhabditidae. The record is from the annotation of a GenBank genome assembly.
AUGAAGGAGAUGCUUGGAGGAUGUUGCGUGUGCGGGGACGAGAACGGCUGGAGCGGCAACCCACUCGUUUAUUGCGACGGGCCCGGAUGUGAAGUAGCUGUCCAUCAAGGCUGCUACGGCAUAAUCGAGGUGCCAGAGGGCGAAUGGAUGUGCGCGCGGUGUACAGCUGGCGUCUCCAAUCCGGCCAAUGGCACCAAUGGCGAUGAGAACGGGAUCCGACGCAACGGCCAACUGCCCACCCGGUGCGAGUUGUGCCCGGUUGGGUAUGGGGCGCUGAAAAGAACGCAUUCCGGAGGCUGGGCUCAUGUCAUCUGCGCCCUCUACAUUCCUGAAGUCCGCUUUGGCGAUGUGCAUAGCAUGGAUCCGAUAAUGCUGAACGAUGUGCCGCAUGAAAGAUUCGAAAAAAGCUGCUACCUUUGCGAAGAAGAUGGGCAUUAUAACCUUGCGGGUAUCGGCGCAUGUAUGCAGUGUAAUCGGAUCGGCUGUAAAAAAUGUUUUCACGUCACAUGUGCACAACAACGGGGCCUCCUCUGCGAAGAAGACGCGCAAAGCAAAAACGUGAAGUAUUGCGGCUUUUGCGACACGCACCUCAAAAAAGCGGCUUCCGAUCCGACGAUCAAGAUCGUGCCCGCGGUCCGUUUGCGCCCUUUGGCCCAUCCGGUGCCCGCGCAUCCCACCCCGCCAAUCUCCGACCCUGGCGUGCCAUCCGUCUCCACCAACAGUGCUUCUAUCCCAGGAACCUCUCCGCCACAGGUGGUGGCCGGUACGGUGGGUGCAAUGAUGGUUGAUCCCUUUCCGCGACCAUCCAACACCCUACACCCGCCCGUUCCCACCCUCACCAACGGCAACUCCGAGGAGGCCCACUUGAUCACCAACUUUUCGCCACCCCUUACGGCGAGCAGCCAAUCCUCCAUCGCGCACGACACAACACCCCCGUUGACGACGUUGCUGAAAAUUGACGGCCUCGCCGGCCAAACGCCCAACCUCGCCAACAUGAACCACAUCACGGCGCUGAUCAAGGCGGCCAACGAGUUGACCAACCACAACCGAUUACCCGGCAUGCCGAAUGGGACCAAUGGCCAGCAACUCGACCCUCGGCUCGAACCGCCGGCGGCCCCAGUUGUCGCUCCGGCCAAGGGAAAACGGGCUCGCGAUAUCAAACCUGAGAUCGAGAAGCCGAAACGGGCGCGGAAUUCGAGCAAAAGCCACAAGAGGGGCAUCGACUUGCCGGGACCCACGCCAAUGGAAUACUCCCCUGACAAGCCGGACGAAAAGCCAGGCCCGUCAAACGCUCAAUUCCCGAACAAUGUGUUUGUUGCCCCGAUGAAUCCGCCAUCAACGAGCACGGCUGCCCAGAAUGGAGCGAUCGUUCCCAUCUCCCAAGCCAACAUCCCUACGCCCGUAGCGGGUCCCUCUGGCAUCGGAAGAAGCGGUACCACCCUCCCGUCAUCUAUGGAGCAACUUCUGGAACGGCAAUGGGAACAAGGAACCCAAUUCUUGCUCUCACAAUCCCAGCCCUUUGACGUUUCUCAACUGCUGACUUGUCUGCACCAGUUGAAAAGCGAAAACCUGCGGCUGGAAGAGCAGAUGAGCGGGCUGAGUCGUCGAAAGGAGCAUCUCGUUGCCCUGAUCGCGCGGCUGAACAUGCCCCUAGUCCCCAUCCCAUCCGCCUCCUCAUCUUCGGCAAGUAGCAACGGACCUAAGAUGCAGGCUGUCGCCCCGCUCUCAGCAACAAUGGCGUCCCCACACCAUUCGCCCCACAUUCCAUCCGGGUCCCACAAUCUGCCCACCGGCGAUGAAAGCAUUGCGCAGCUCAGGAAUUUGGCGAACUCUACGAUGAACAUCUUGCCGCAGACCCCGUUGAGUGCCCUGAAUCGACCGACAUCGCUCGUGAGGCCGCAACAGGAGAUGCCCUCGUCCUCGGCGAUGGCAUUUGUUACGCCAAGCUCCAGCGCUGCUGCCCAUUCCUUCCUGCAACAACAUCAAGGAAACCCGGCUCAACAAGCUGCGGCAAUGGCGGCAAAUCUGCAAGCGUUGCAAAACUUCCGGCCGAACGUCUCGAUGCCGUCGUUUAUGGCGUCUGCGUCCCCGCAAAUUGCUUCAUCACCAGCUCCGGGAUUGCAAAGCGAACAGACGGCCCAGUUGAUCAACCAAGCGAAUGCCGUAGCCCAAGCCGCGGCCAAUCAACAAAUCAGCUCUGAUCGACUAAUGGGACUGUUGCAGCCACAACAGCAACAGGGUCAAUUCAUCGGGCAACCGUUCUUGACGCAGAUACUCCUUCAAAACGCCGCUCAAAGCCAGCACCAACAACAUCAGCAGCAAGCCCAGCAGCAACAAAGUCAACGACAACAACAACAACAACAGCUGUUCAACCACAACUCGGCCACCGCCUCCAUCAUCGCCCAGCUGAUGCUGAGCCAACAAGGCGGCCAGGCCCCCACCCUCCAUCCACCACAUUCAAAA